AAGUAGCUAUUUCCUUUUCCUAUAAUACUUGUGUGGUGAGCAAGAAAAAUUGAACUCCUAGGUUGUUACCAUAAAUUUUGAUAGGACAAUUCCUUCCACUAUAAACUACAUUCACCCCUACAAGUAACAAUCAAAAAACUAAACCACCCUUUCUUCCACUCUUUCUCCACAUACAACCCAACUUGAAUUAGCAAUUUUUUCUGAUCUUAUUGUUAUAAUUAUUGUUCCUUUACAGAUAGAUAAGGCCAUAAAUAGGUAUUAGAUAUAGACAUUUUAUUAGAGAAAAAAACAAGCUCAUUUCUUCUCACCUUCCUAGCCCUUUCCUUCUUUAUCAAACCAUAGCUUAUAAGCAUAUUAAUCAAAGUGCUAAAAUUUAUCACAUUUUUUCAUCUAAUUGAAUAGAAGAAAAUCCUAUUUUUGAUCCUAUUAUUGUCUUAUUACAUAGUGUCAUUAGAAGAGUCAAUUUAAGACAUGGGUUUAAGCUCUAAACAAGUUUCUAGUAGAAGUGUUGAUUGGAACCAAACCUUGUUGCAAGAUCAAAACUUGGAGCUACCAAAGACUCAUCCUAUGAAGAAAAAUCAACAAAUCCAACAAUCAGAAGUUGUGAAUUGUCCAAGAUGUGAUUCUACUAAUACCAAAUUUUGUUACUACAACAAUUACAACAAGUCUCAACCUCGUCAUUUCUGUAGAGCUUGUAAGAGGCAUUGGACUAAAGGUGGAACUCUCAGAAAUGUUCCGGUUGGGGGUGUAAGAAAGAAUAAGAGGAUGAAAAAAUCAACUUCUCCAAUUUCUAUUAGCACCUCCACAAAAACUACUAUUAGCACCACCACAACUUCUAUUACCACCCCCACCACCUCAAAUAUGAAAAAUCAAACUUCAGAGCAAAAACAGAAUCAGAAAAACAUAUCUUCAUCUAUAUAUGAUCACUCUGUUAUUCAUCCACCAUCUUUUUUGCUACCUCAGAAUCUGAUGAGUAUUAAAGAUCAAUCAGAAGGUAAUAAUAAUGAAGAGUUUGGUAUUGGUAAUGGUAUGUUUCUGAGUUCAUCUAUGUCUUUUACUCAAAACCAAAGUCUUAUAUUUCCAUUUUCAAACUCAAGCUCUUUGAGGUCAUCUAAUGGAUAUAACUAUGGUGAAGAGUUUAAAAUAAUGGAGGAGUCAACUGUUAACAACAGUGUAAUGCCAUUGCCAAGUACUAGUGGUAGUGGUACUAUUACACAGCCAUGGGAGGAGAUACCAGCAACAAGCACUGGCAUGGAUAUGUCAAACUAUUGGAGUUGGGAGGAUAUUGAUUCUUUGGUAUCAACUGAUCUUAAUGUUCCUUGGGAUGAUUCUGAUAUCAAACCCUGACAUCUGUGUUUUAAAAAUCGGAGCAGACAGUUCAUCCUGGUUCGAGCGAUUUAAUGUAGAUGAAUGAACUAUGAUUUGAAAGUAUCAUAUAUUUGAUGUCUGCUCGGUUUUUAAAAUAUCGGCAAAUAGUAAAAAAUAUGGAUUUGUUAACUUAACAUAUGGUAAUUUAGUUUUCAAUGUCCAUAGAUUAGUUAUUUAAUUGGGGUGUUUUUGUGUUUGAUAUAGAUUGGUAAGUGUUCUUGUUUUCAGAUGGAACAUAUUAUGCACUGAUGUAUAUGAGUAUCUAUCUGCACUUGUACUUCUUACAAAGAAUAGUAUUUGGAGCUGACUUAUUUUAGUUUCAGCUUCAAAUUCAAGCAAAGCAAGAGGGUCUAAUUAAUUAAUGUAAUCCAAUGUAUUUAACUGUUCA
Trifolium pratense (red clover) is the source of this 1756-nucleotide messenger RNA. RefSeq names its product dof zinc finger protein DOF1.4-like. The coding region runs from base 472 to 1347 and encodes 291 amino acids. The record is from RefSeq and is a predicted model, not a curated record. Gene Ontology annotation, biological process: regulation of DNA-templated transcription. Gene Ontology annotation, molecular function: DNA binding; DNA-binding transcription factor activity. The transcript has a single exon. Lineage: Eukaryota; Viridiplantae; Streptophyta; Magnoliopsida; Fabales; Fabaceae.